UGCUAUAUCCUGCCUGGCAGCAAGGAGUUCUGAGUUUUCUGCAUUCCUGCUCUGGCUGUUGAAGAGAUUUCCACCUUCUAUCUCGACAGGCUCAAGAAAAGAAGACACUUCAAACUUUCCAGAUCUCUUCCUCUUGCUAGAAACAACAUGGCACAGGUAGAGAUGGCUGCUGUCCCUCCAGAACACAGUUUCAUCAACUUUCUGAAAAUGAAAUUUACUGAUGGUAUGCUCUACUUCAUCGCUGAAAAUGAUGCAGACCUGGAAUCAGAUUAUUUUGGCCAACUUGAACAACCUAAAUAUUCAAUCAUACGAAAUCUGGAUAACCAAGUUCUCCUCAUUUCCCCGGGAAUUAAGCCUGUAUUUCAGGAUAUGCCCGACUCUGACUGUAAAGAUAAUGCAUCCCAGACCAUAUUACUAAUACAAAUGUAUAAAGAUAGUGAAGCUAGAGGUUUUGCUGUGACCAUCUCUGCAAAAUAUAACAAAGUUUACACUCUCUCCUGUGAGAACAAAACUAUUACCUUUAAGGAAAUGGAACCUCCUAUUAACAUCUAUGAUACGAAGAGUGAUAUCAUAUUCUUUCAGAAAAGUGUUCCAGGGCAUGAUGAUAAGAUGCAAUUUGAGUCUUCAUUGUAUAAAGGAUACUUUCUAGCUUGUAAACAAGAGGGUAAACUUUUCAAGCCUAUUUUGAAAAGAAUUGAUGACUCUGAGGAUAAUUCUGUAAUGUUCACUGUGCAAAAUGAAACUAGAUACUAAAAUUA
Molecule: messenger RNA, 758 nt
Organism: Dipodomys spectabilis (banner-tailed kangaroo rat)
Lineage: Eukaryota; Metazoa; Chordata; Mammalia; Rodentia; Heteromyidae
Gene: Il18
Product: interleukin 18
Exons: 6
Coding region: 148-753 (201 amino acids)
Biological process (GO): inflammatory response; immune response
Molecular function (GO): cytokine activity
Source: RefSeq, a predicted model, not a curated record